UAUAGCAAAAAUAGAUAACUGUUUUCAACAAAUGUUAAUUAAGGAAUGAAUAACUAAUUCUAAAAUGAAGUCUAUAUAUGUAUCUCUAUCAACAAGUAAUCAUGGCAAUAACAUUUCCAUAGUAAUAAAUAAAAUAUCAAUUUACAAUUUGUAAUGUCGAUUUACAGGAAUCGUACUUUUCGACAGAACGAUUGUGUAGAUGGCGUUACUGUAAAUUUUGAAGAUGUGUCGGUCGCUACAUGUCUGUAGAUAUGAUAACUGGUAAAUGAUAAAAUCACCGUAUUACAAAAGGAAAUUUUUGAGUGCAUAUGUUACAGGAUGUACGCAACGAGUAUAAUUUGUUAAACAACGUAGAACACGGUGGAUCAUCUCAACUAUUCUCUUCUCGCACUCUCUAACUGAUUCCUCGGCGACUCUCUUAUCUCUUUGGCGAUUGUUAUAUAUCUUCUUGGCGACUGUUAUAUAUCUCCUUGACGAUUGUUAAAAAACUGGCUUUUUUCCCGCUGUCUCUUGUCUUUGUGUUUCAUAAAGUUGGCGCUGUUAAUUUACCGGAAACAUAUGUUUUGACGAGACAGUUGAGCGGAUGUACAUGUCGCUACAUUAGAUUGAGUGGAAAUAGCUGUCGCUAGUGUAAUGUGUAGCGAGUUCAUGAACAAACACAUAGAUGUCACGUAUAAAAGGCGCGUCAUUCCAAUAAAUGUUUGAUCAAUUAAUACACGGCUCAAACUUUUACAUAUAUUAUUUGAUAAAAUUUUACAAUCAUGGUGAGAUUAACUACCGAAUACAUUGAAAGGAAAUGUUCACAAAUACAGUUAAAUAAAUCUCUUAGUAAGAAAUUAAGAAAAGACGAAUUAUAUAACUUAACUCAUUUACGUAUGAACAAUAUGUUUAUCAGCAGCAUCGGUAAUUUUGUCAAUUAUAAAAAUCUUAAAGUAAUAUACUUGCAAAAUAACAAUAUUGCGAUAAUAGAAAAUUUGUACUUUGCAUCAAAUUUGACGCAUUUAUACUUGCAGCAUAACGAAAUAAGUAAAAUAGAAAAUUUAAAUUUUCUUGAAAAAUUACAAACACUUUAUUUAGGGUAUAACAAAAUAUUAGUGGUGGAAGGUCUUGAAUGUUUAAGAAAUUUAACCAUUUUACAAAUAGAAAAUCAAAAAUUACCUAUUGGAGAAUCACUAUGCUUUGAUCCGCGGAGUAUAUUUACUUUAUCUACUUGUUUGAAAAUACUCAAUAUUUCUGGUAAUAAAAUGACGUCUCUAAAAAGCAUUGAAAAAUUGCAUAAAUUAGAAGUUUUAGAUGUUGCAAAUAAUUUUAUUGACGAUAUUAACGAUUUAACAGAAAGUAUAAGUGCUUUAACUUCUUUAACAGAGUUGUCGUUACAAGGCAAUCCUGUAACUCAGUAUCAUAGGUAUAGAGAAAAUCUUAUUGCAAAUAAUGAUACAUUAAAAACUCUUGAUGGAAAAACAGUAACAGAUAUAUGCAGAUGUUUCAUGAAAAGAUUUAAGAUGAAGAAACAUUUCCAUCAUACCAAAAAAUCAUUGAGUACUACAUUAGAUGAAGAUAUUACAAGUUCAUUAAAUCUACCGCCUUCAUUAAAAGAAUCAAUAUCCAGAGCAAUAUUUCAAAAUCCUGAUCCAAAAUUAUCUACUACAUCUGCGAUUAAUGAAACGCAAUCGUACAUAUUUCCAUCAUGGAAAAUAGGUAUAAAUACUGUAAAGAAUGGUCAUAUAACUCCGAAACCAUUCUGGAGUAAUGUAGUAAAAACCAAUAACUUUCGAAAUGUACGGUCUAUGUUAAACAAUGAAACUGUUAAAUUGCCAUUUAUUUGAAGCACCUAAUAUAUCACUAGCAUAAUACGUAUAAGAAAACAAAUUUUUUGGAUGAGAGAAUGCCUGUUGAUCAUCUUCAAGGUCAAUUGGAGUACCUGAAUCAUCACUGCUUGAACUGGAUGUACUGAGCCUUCGUGAGAACAGCUACACCAUGCAAUGUGUUAACCAAGCCGGCAAAAUUAAUUACAAAAA
Molecule: messenger RNA, 2018 nt
Organism: Frieseomelitta varia
Lineage: Eukaryota; Metazoa; Arthropoda; Insecta; Hymenoptera; Apidae
Product: protein phosphatase 1 regulatory subunit 42-like
Exons: 7
Coding region: 762-1826 (354 amino acids)
Molecular function (GO): protein binding
Source: RefSeq, a predicted model, not a curated record